Condylostylus longicornis is the source of this 1818-nucleotide messenger RNA. RefSeq names its product acyl-coenzyme A thioesterase 9, mitochondrial-like. Gene Ontology annotation, biological process: acyl-CoA metabolic process. Gene Ontology annotation, cellular component: mitochondrion. The transcript has 4 exons. Gene Ontology annotation, molecular function: fatty acyl-CoA hydrolase activity. The record is from RefSeq and is a predicted model, not a curated record. NCBI's taxonomy places the organism in Eukaryota, Metazoa, Arthropoda, Insecta, Diptera, Dolichopodidae. The coding region runs from base 120 to 1427 and encodes 435 amino acids.
AAAAAACAAGUUUUACUUUUUAGUCAAUUUUACUAAAAUGCGUAAAACAUAAUUUUGAUUUUUGAAAGAAAGCAAAGCUUAUUUAUAUUUUUCGAGUUUAAAAACAAAUUAAUUUGAUAAUGUUUAGAACCACUAUUUUGAAAUUACGAAUAGAGCUGAUGAAGCCUUAUUUAUUCUCGAGGCAUAGUUCUACUGGUGGGAGAUUUCCUACAUACAUCGACCGAAAUGUUAAAAUAAUGACAAUGAAAGAAAUUAAAGGAAGUAUAAUGACAAGGCUAGGUUUGGAUAGCACCUAUACACCACAUCCAAAAACAAGAGAUCAUCUUUCGCAAUACGAACCAAAAUUAGAAGAUUUACCACCGAGAAGUAUGAAUGAUUCUUUUACAUCUGCGCUAAUUCCAUUGACAAAAGAUAAUGUUCUAAGUGAUUCCUAUGUUACAUCAUCUCAGUCAGUUAGGUUUGGGCGUUUAAUGGAAGACAUGGAUUUAUUUGCCGUGUGGGUAUGUCAUAAACAUCUUUAUAUACCGAAAUUGGAUCCCAAAAUUAAUUUACCAUAUACGUUUGUAACUAUACUUGUUGAUAAAAUUAACUUUACCGACGUUGUUCCCAGUAUUCAUAAUGAUAUUAGGAUAUCUGGUCAUGUGUCUUGGGUGGGAACAAGUUCAAUUGAAGUCGUUGUAUGGCUUGAAACGGUCAAACCUGAUGGGUCUUUGGAAAAGAUAACCAAAUCUUUAUUUCUUAUGGCAGCACGUAAUGCCACAAAUACAAAAGCCGCACCUGUAAAUCCAUUAAAAGCUGACAACGAAUAUGAGCUUCAAAUAUUGGAGAGUGGUAAAGAACGAAAAAAUCGACGUUCGAAAGAACGCGAAAGUUCAUUAUUGAAGGUAUUACCAACACAAGAGGAACAAAAAUUAAUGCAUGAUAAUUUUAUAUUAACUCAACCGAACACAGAUAUUUUUUCGGGGGAACGUAUUUUGCCACCAGAUUGUUUUUGGAUGGAUAAAACUCGUAUUGUCGACAUAGAUAUUGCAUUUCCUGAAAACAGAAACGCUCACAAUAAAAUCUUUGGUGGAUUUUUGAUGAGAAAAGCAUUUGAGAAUAGUAUUAUUAAUUCUUCAUUGUAUGCAGGUUUAGUUCCACGUAUAAAAUGUAUAAGCAACAUUAUUUUCCAUAAACCUGUUGAUGUGAAUAGUAUAUUAAAAAUGACAACUUUCGUGACUUACACAGAAGGGAGAAAUAUACAAGUUGUUUGUAUAACAGAAACAAGAACAGUCAAUACGAAUUUUUCUGUAACAAAUGUAUUUCAUUAUACUUAUGCGAGUGAUAUCAAUGUGCCUAAGGUACUACCAAAAACCUACCAGGAUAGUAUUUGGAAUUUAAUAGGUAGAAGAGAAUUUCUUUACUACAAAAACUUAAGUAAAGUUUAAAAAAUUUAUAAUAAUUUGCCAUGUAGUAAGGUUAAUAGAUUAAGCUCAGAUAAUUUAAUCAAGUGAUAUUUGGAAUCAACGCAAAGUAAUUUUUUUAUGUAUGGGUUGAUAAGAAUUUAAUUCUAGAAUAAACAAAAAAUGCAAAAUAUUUGCAUAAUAGUAACAAUUUUUUACAAUGUUAGGUACGUUAUAUGUAUGUAUAUAUAUUUUACUAAAAUCAUUAUAAAUCUUUGUUUGUUAACAAUGCAAAUGUAUGUAUGUAGGUAUUUAUGAUGUGCAUAACAUACAUUCGCAUAUGUAGAUAUUUUAUUUCUCUGGUAUUUAUGAUAAUAGUAAUUUGGUUUAUAUUAAAUAAAUGAUUUUAUUUAAAUUUUUAGUUCUAAACUAUCAG